ACCAUUGGAUCGUUUCAGAAAGAAACCAAAAAGUCCAAAAACCAGCCAAAAAAAGCCCACAAAACCUUUCUUUCUUUAAUCUCUUUACCUCUUGUCUGUAUUCCCUCUCUCCCUUUUGGGGUGCAACGAAGUUGGUGAGCAUUUAAUUGUACCAGCUUUUUGAUACCAAUAGAAGGUAGUUGAUCUGAAUUGAUCUUGAUUAACUCCUCCUUUGCUAGUCCUUGGUUCUUGCAAGUUUGAUUCUCACAGUGCUUCCCUGAAGUAGAAAAGUUGAAUUGUUUUCGCUCUCAAACAUGAGGCCAAAGAUCUAUCUUUUUGGAGACUCAAUCACGGAGGAGUCCUUUCGUGAUGGUGGUUGGGGUGCUUCUCUCGCCAACCUUUUCUCUCGCACGGUUGAUGUGGUGCUGAGAGGGUACAGUGGGUACAAUUCAAGGUGGGCGUUGAAGGUGCUUGAUAGGGUUUUUCCUGCGGCGGAAAGCGGUGGUUCUGACGGUGCUUCACCGCCACCACUUGCAGUAACCGUCUUCUUCGGAGCUAACGACGCUUGCCUUCCCGAUAGAUACGCUGCUUUCCAACACGUGCCAGUUGAUGAGUACCAGCAGAAUCUCCACUCCAUUGUGUCCUCUCUCAAGAAGCGGUGGCCAAAGACUCUGAUUCUCCUGAUUACUCCUCCUCCAAUUGAUGAAGAUGAACGCCUUAGGAAAUAUUCUGGAUGCAGACAUCCUUACGCAGAGAAUCCAUCGGGUUUGCCCGAGAGGACAAAUGAAGCUGCUGGCGCUUUUGCCAAGGCAUGUGUUGAAACUGCUGGGGAAUGUGGAAUCCCUGUGGUAGAUCUCUGGACCAGGAUGCAGCAGUAUCCUGACUGGCGGAAAGCUUAUCUUAGGGAUGGUUUGCACCUCACUCAGGAUGGCAACAAGGUAGUAUUUGAGGAAGUAGUGAAGAAGCUGAAUGUGGGAGGCUUAAGCCUGGAAAAGCUAACAGUUGAUCUCCCACUUUUAGCUGAUAUUGACCAAGGUGACCCACUCAAGGCUUUUCAGUGGUAGUUAAGAUCACUGAAUAUUUAUAUAUCAGGGGCAGGAUCUCCUUUUUUGAUCUUUAAGUAUUAUUUUGCUAUUGUUGUAGUCCUAGAAGUAUUCUAUAUAAAACGAAUGGCCAAAUUAUAGAUGGCAACUGCUUCAGCUUCUGAACAAUAUAACCAAUUUCUAUUAUUUUGUCA
Theobroma cacao (cacao) is the source of this 1216-nucleotide messenger RNA. Its product is annotated as GDSL esterase/lipase At5g45920-like. The record is from RefSeq and is a predicted model, not a curated record. Gene Ontology annotation, molecular function: hydrolase activity, acting on ester bonds. Lineage: Eukaryota; Viridiplantae; Streptophyta; Magnoliopsida; Malvales; Malvaceae.